AUGUCGUCACUUUGUCACAUACGGAGUAUAACGAGGAUUAUCACCAACAGGUCGCUGGGGGGGGGGUGGUGGUGGUGGUGGCGACAGAAACCAAACCCGACGGACGGCGAAGAAAUCCGAAACAAAAACUUAGAACCUCUGGGGCAAAAGCCAUCUCAUACUUGCCCGUAUUACUCUGUACUCGCAUGCGCUGGCCGUGACAGCCAGCUGGAAGGACGACGUGGAGGCCUGGCAGGUGACCGUGCUGGUCCCGUGCCCACGACGGCUCCUUCCGCAAUCUCUGCAAACUCGGCAAUUACGCCUCCAAACGGCGGUCAGGCAGAUGAAUGGCCGGAUUCUCUCUUCUGGAUCCGCUCUCGUAGUCCUCGACUCUCAUGUAGUCUCUCAUGUCCCCAAGUCACAAACCCCUCCGAUAAGCUCCUGCGUUCAGGUGACAGGCUGGGCCGGGACGGAGAGCCUGAGGGCGUCUGGUCAUUGGCUCCAGGAAACGCUACUUCUUCCACUCUGAGGCCCGAAUCCACUCUAUGCAGACUAGGCUUCAGCCAGGCUGAAGAGCAGCUCUUCGUAUUCGACCUGGCAAACCACCCUUCGCCGUAUAUACCCACCUCCGUCGCCCCCGACCGCCCCGACUCCCCUAUCACCCCCGGUUCUGCUGUUCCAUCCUCCGCAGAUAAUCUGCCUCAUCAGCGUCCAGAGAGCCGCAACAGUCACCCGGGUUCGAGUUCGGAUCAAACAGUUACCUCAGUGACUCCUUCGCACUCCCGUCGCCGUCGCCGCAGCGAAACGUCCUCCCAGGAUCCAUCGGAUAGCAGUACGACCGGAGAAGGGAGUUCUGGCCGGGGGCAAUCUGCCAGUCACAGGACAUCGGCAGAUCAUCACAGCGUUCAACAACACGGCCGAUCUGAAGGCCACCCUCCGUCUCCCAAGCGCAGGCGCCUGGCAAAUAUGCGUUCCGAUGGUGGUGCAUCAGCGGCGAGAGCAAACGGCCGGUCCGACAUCUCAAAUGGCUUGGCCACGUCGCCCCGGAGGAAAGCUGCCAUCUCUGGCUCGUUGAACGGGUCACAUUCGACGUCAAACGGACAGUCGCAGACGAAUGGAUCCGUCAAAUCGCCCGCCCCGACGUACUUUGGCCACGAUCGAGAGGAAGUGACGAGGAUCUUGAUUCAAAGUUUAUACGAUUUAGGUUACCAUGGUGCUGCGGCCACGUUAAGUCAAGAAAGUGGCUACGAGUUGGAAAGUCCGGCCGUUGCAGCCUUCAGGAGUGCUGUGCUUGAGGGACACUGGGCGGAGGCAGAACAAAUAUUGCUAGAAUCGUUCCGUCCCGACGGUGGUGGUGACGGAGAUAAUGCUUCUUCGAGUUGGAACAGGUUGGCACUGGUGGAGAACGCAAAUAAGAAUGAAAUGCUGUUUUGUCUCCGGCAACAAAAGUUUUUGGAGUUGUUGGAGGCCCGGGAUGUCGGAGCAGCCUUGAUGGUCCUCCGACAGGAACUGACCCCUCUGAACUACAACAUCCCCCAACUGCAUGCUCUUUCGAGUCUUCUAAUGUGUCCUCCGGAGCUCCUGCGGGAGCAAGCUGGCUGGGAUGGAUCCAUCCAGCAGUCCAGAGAACGGCUGUUAUCUGAACUUUCAAGUGAGGUUCCCCCGGUUACAUUUGAGGCUCCGCCGUCCCUAUAUUCCGACCACGUGUGCGAUCGAAGCGACUUCCCGCUCCAGCCGACGAUAGAGCUCACUCGGCAUUCGGAUGAAAUCUGGUAUGUGGAGUUUUCGCAUGACGGAUCCAAGUUGGCAACGGCCAGCAAAGACCGCAGCGUCAUCAUAUACGACACCUCCACAUUCUCCGUAAUCCACAAAUUUUUGGAACACGAUGAGCCGGUCGCCUACGCAACUUGGAGUCCAGACGAUUCCAAGGUGAUCACGUGUUCUCAAGAUAAAAAAGCCAAAGUCUGGGACAUCGAGACCGGGCGCUGUCUCCUGACCAUUAAUAAUCACCGAGAACCGGUUACGGCAGCGGCAUGGGCUGCGGACGGCCAGUCGUUCGUAACCGCUUCUCUGGACGAUAAGUCGCAGCUGUGCCACUGGAGCAUGCAGGGUCACAUGUUACAUACGUGGCCGGGAGGUUUUAGGGUCCAGGACUGUGCCAUCACGCCAGACGGGACACGGUUAAUCGCUGCCGAUGAGAAGGGUAAACUUCAUGUCUACAACCUUGCAACAUAUGCGGAAGAAUAUUGUCUCCCGUUGAAGAGCAAGUCCACCUCCGUCACCGUCAGUCGAGACUCGAGGUACAUGCUGGUGAAUCUGGCCGAGGGUCAAAUACAACUGAUCGAUAUCGAGACAACGGACGUGGUCCGUCGCUUCCAGGGUCAAAAGCAAGGAGAAUUCGUGAUCCGCAGUACAUUCGGAGGCGCUACGGAGAACUUUGUCGUUAGCGGUAGUGAAGACUCCCGCAUCUACAUUUGGCAUAAAGAGAACAGCAAUCUCGUGGAGGCCUUGGAAGGUCAUAUCUCUGGGUGUGUCAAUGCCGUGUCCUGGAAUCCUGCUGAUCCGGGCAUGUUUGCAUCGGCGGGGGAUGACUAUAUUGUGCGAAUCUGGACUCGAGACCCUCCCAACGCUGCUGCAGCCCAGGGGAAACGGAGAAUACCGUCGUCUAAUAUGAUGGCACGCACGAGCGCACUCCGGUCGACGACAAGUCUUUAA
Messenger RNA from Rasamsonia emersonii CBS 393.64, 2694 nucleotides. RefSeq lists its product as uncharacterized. Bases 1 to 2694 code for a protein of 897 amino acids. Lineage: Eukaryota; Fungi; Ascomycota; Eurotiomycetes; Eurotiales; Trichocomaceae. Gene Ontology annotation, molecular function: protein binding. The transcript has 10 exons. Gene Ontology annotation, biological process: proteasome-mediated ubiquitin-dependent protein catabolic process. The record is from RefSeq and is a predicted model, not a curated record. Gene Ontology annotation, cellular component: GID complex.